GUUAGUAGACCAUGACGCAGGCCGGCCCCAUGGCAGAGGACUGCAACAGCAAGGCCACAGAAGAGAGGAUCCUCCCGGCUGACCGCCACACCAGAGAGAUCAACCUGGUGAACAGAGACCCAAAGAGCCUGAACGAAGAUGCCGUGAGGUUGGACUUUGACGACGUCAUCGCUGAGCCGGACGGAACCCACAGCCUGGACGGCGUUUGGAAGACCAGCUACACCGCCUUCACCAUCUCUAAGUACUGGUGCUACCGCCUGCUGUCGGCCCUCUUGGGCGUGCCCCUGGCGCUGCUGUGGGGCGUGCUGUUUGCCGUACUGUCUUUCUGCCACGUGUGGGUGGUGGGCCCGUGCAUACGGAGCUGUCUGCUGGAGUCGCAGUGCCUGGGCCAAGUGUAUGGGCAUGGGGUACGCACCCUCUGUGACCCCCUGUGUGAAUCAGUGGGCAGGAUGUUCCAGAGCGUGCGAGUGGUCCUGCGGAGAGAGAUAUGA
This is a messenger RNA of Clupea harengus (Atlantic herring), 491 nucleotides long. RefSeq names its product caveolin-3-like. Lineage: Eukaryota; Metazoa; Chordata; Actinopteri; Clupeiformes; Clupeidae. Gene Ontology annotation, biological process: regulation of membrane potential; cell differentiation; regulation of cytosolic calcium ion concentration. Gene Ontology annotation, cellular component: sarcolemma; focal adhesion; caveola. Gene Ontology annotation, molecular function: molecular adaptor activity; transmembrane transporter binding. The record is from RefSeq and is a predicted model, not a curated record.